Molecule: messenger RNA, 3594 nt
Organism: Vitis vinifera (wine grape)
Lineage: Eukaryota; Viridiplantae; Streptophyta; Magnoliopsida; Vitales; Vitaceae
Product: transcription factor MYB3R-1
Exons: 12
Coding region: 289-3444 (1051 amino acids)
Biological process (GO): regulation of DNA-templated transcription
Cellular component (GO): nucleus
Molecular function (GO): DNA-binding transcription factor activity, RNA polymerase II-specific; RNA polymerase II cis-regulatory region sequence-specific DNA binding
Source: RefSeq, a predicted model, not a curated record
AACAGAGCUCAGACCGUUUCACUUUCUCUCUCUCUCUCUUACUCUCAGUGCAUCUGCAGAUCUCUCUCCAUUCUGGAUCUGCAAAUGUGUGCCGAAUCGAUUUCUUCCCUCAUCGGAUUCUCUACUUUUUUCCGUUUCAAGCUCAUUUCGCCUGUGGUUUCAUCCUGCAAAAGCAUAGCUCCUGACACUUCCUAGGGAGGUUGAUAAUGAUUUGGGAAACUUACUCUAGAGAAAAUCGUUGUCGAGUGGGAAUUGGGGUAUGUAGCUUUAUCUUUCUGUCAAGGAAUUAUGGAAAGUGACAGGACAAUCACUCCUCCCACAGAAGGGGUCAGCGAUGGUUUUCAGAAAAUGCGACCUCCGCAUGGGAGGACUAGUGGUCCUACAAGGCGUUCCACAAAGGGGCAAUGGACAGCCGAAGAGGAUGAGAUUUUAUGCAAGGCUGUUCAGCGUUAUAAAGGAAAGAACUGGAAAAAAAUAGCGGAAUGUUUCAAGGAUCGGACAGAUGUGCAAUGCUUGCACAGGUGGCAGAAGGUCUUGAAUCCAGAACUUGUCAAAGGUCCAUGGUCAAAAGAGGAGGAUGAAGUAAUAAUUGAAUUGGUUAACAAAUAUGGGGCAAAAAAAUGGUCCACCAUUGCACAACAUUUACCUGGGCGUAUUGGAAAGCAAUGUCGGGAAAGGUGGCACAAUCACCUUAAUCCUGCCAUAAACAAGGAGGCAUGGACUCAAGAAGAAGAGUUGGCAUUGGUUCGUGCUCAUCAGAUAUAUGGAAACAAGUGGGCAGAGUUGACAAAAUUCUUGCCGGGAAGGACAGACAAUGCCAUAAAGAACCACUGGAACAGUUCCGUAAAGAAGAAGUUGGACUCUUAUAUAGCAUCAGGUUUACUUGCACAGUUCCAAGGCCUGCCUCUUGUUGGUCAUCGAAACCAAUCAAUCCAUUCAUCUUCUUCAAGGAUGCAACAGAGUAGUGGAGACGAUAGUGGUGCCAAAGGUGGGAUAGAAGCAGAGGAAAUUUCAGAAUGUAGUCAAGGUUCAACUGCGGUAGGUUGCUCCCAAUCUGUGAGUGAAAUGUCUAAUUCUGGUUUACACACAAGAGAGGAAUUUCAGAUGACUGAAGAAUCUGGUCAAGGAAAGGAACAAAGUUCCAGUCCAAUAUCAUGUUCCAAACAAUAUUACGCAUCUAUUGAAGAAGUCACUCUCUCAAUUCCAGAAAUCCCUUGUGAAUUGGAUUGCCCUUCCAACUACCUUGAGCCAAAUUUCCCACAUGAUGCUAGAAUUUCUGGAAGCGUGGAGCGUCAGUUUAAUUCAAAUGAGCAACCUGCUAUUUCUUCUUUUGAACUGGGACAGGCAUCAUCAGGUUUAUCAUCACAUUUUAAUGGUGGCAAUGAAAACCGGGACACAGUUUCCAUCCCAUUACAAACUUCUGUAGGGUUGAAUGCUUCUUCUUCCAUGGGAAAUAUGGGUGUGGAUUCUGAUAUACCUGAACACUUACUGAUAUCUGAAGGCGAUUGUUGUGGGUUCAGAUUCCAAGAGGCAGGGACUGAUGAAUAUUUUUCCUCUGAAAAUCUUACAAGAUGCACAAAUGCCAUUGAAUUGGAAUGCACAGAUCCAUUAGUUUGCCAAUCAUCUGACUUUCAGAUCUCUGAAACCUCAGGAACUUCAGCUUCACAGCCAUAUUACCCUUUAAGGUCUGAGAUGUUGGAAGCUUCAUGCUGUCAAUCUCUUCUGUCUGUUCCUUCAGUUCAUCCUGCCGUUGACUGUACGUUUAUAUUUGGUACUGAAACCAAUCAAUUAAGUGAUUGCUCGCUUCAAACUCAAGGACUUGAUGAUUUUAUCUAUACCAAUGACUCCACCAAUUCUAUCUGUCACAAUGGUACAGAAAACAAAGACCUUCAAGAGCAACCAGGCCCGGCAAAGGAUUCUGUAAACUUAGUUCCUGUAGAUUCUUUUGGGUCAGGACCAUCAGAUAUAAUGCAUACUUGUCCUUCUAGAGAAGGAAAACAACUAGCGCAUACUGAACAGCAGGAUGAAGGCGCUCUAUUUUAUGAGCCUCCUCGCUUUCCUAGUUUGGACAUUCCUUUUUUUAGUUGUGAUCUUAUACAGUCUGGUAGUGACAUGCAGCAAGAAUAUAGUCCUCUUGGUAUCCGUCAACUGAUGAUGUCUUCUAUGAACUGCUUGACUCCAUUUAGGCUGUGGGAUUCACCAUCUCGAGAUGAUAGUCCUGAUGCUGUGCUGAAAAGUGCAGCCAAAACUUUCACAGGUACACCAUCCAUUUUGAAGAAACGACACCGUGAUUUACUGUCACCUUCACCUUUGUCAGAAAGAAGAAGUGAUAAAAAGCUUGAGAGUGACAUAAAUCAAGGGUUCUUUUGCACAUCUAGUUUGACCAAGGAAUUUUCUCGCCUAGAUGUUAUGUUUGAUAAUAGUGGGACUAACCAGAAAAGUAACUCUGGACCCUUUGAUGAAGAUAAAGAAAAUCUGGGCCAUGUUUUUGUGGUGGGAAAAGAAGAGAGGAGAGAUGGUCCUCCAUCUUCACAUAACAGAAAUUCAGAGGUAGACUUUGAUGGCAGAAAUUCUCUGGACAACAUCAGACAGGGAAAUGUUGAUGUUGAUGCUAAGACUAAGUUUGAUGCUGAUGCUGAUGUGCAAAUUCCUUCUGGAGUCCUUGUUGAACAAAACAUGAAUCAUCAGGUAUUAUUUUCUCCUGACCAAGUUGGAUUUAAAACAGACAAAACCUUUGGUUCCAGUCGUAGAAAUCGGGGAAAUCAGUUCUCUAGAAGCUUGGAAGCUACAUUGAAACAGCAUGCUCCUUCAGAAUCUUCAUCUGGAAAUCCAUGUUUAUCUGUUGUUGACUUACCUGCCGUUGUUGGAAAGAAUCAUGAUGGUCAUUUGGUUGCAGCCACAUCCAUGCCAUCUAACACUUCAUCAAACCCCCAGGACACUAUGGUUGGCAAUGCUGGCAAUGAUGACGAUGUCGGAACCUUUAGUCUAUUUGGUGAAACUCCUUUUAAAAGAAGUAUUGAUUCCCCUUCAGCAUGGAAAUCCCCUUGGUUUAUCAACUCUUUUGUGCCUGGCCCAAGAGUUGAUACAGAAAUAUCAGUUGAGGAUAUAGAAUAUUUCAUGAGCCCUGGGGAUAGAAGCUAUGAUGCUAUCGGGUUGAUGAAACAGUUGAGCGAGCAUACUGCAGAAACAUUUGCUGAUGCCAAGGAGGUUUUGAGAAUUGGUGCUUCUGAAGUGAUGUCAAAGGAAAGAUGCUCUAGCAAUAACAAUCAUGACCCAGAUCAUCAGCUGGAGAACCAUUCCCAUUUGGCUUCAGAAGUAUUGACUGAGCGGGUACUCGACUUCAGUGACUGUGGCACACCUGGGAAGGAAACGACAAAGGGGAAAUCUUCUGCUGCUCCUGGCUUUUCAAGUCCCUCUUCCUAUCUGUUGAAGGGAUGCAGGUAGCAGGUUCUUAUGGCUAAAAGCCUUAUCCUGCCACAUUCCAAAGUGAAAUUUAGAAGUAAAAUAUGUCUGUUUGUGUUUUUUCCUUCUCUGUUAUUGUUAUAAUGUCUGAAGUUGUGAUUUAAUUAAUUUAUCGAAGAUUGUUCAAGUGCA